Molecule: messenger RNA, 2623 nt
Organism: Centropristis striata (black sea bass)
Lineage: Eukaryota; Metazoa; Chordata; Actinopteri; Perciformes; Serranidae
Product: hsp90 co-chaperone Cdc37
Exons: 8
Coding region: 961-2091 (376 amino acids)
Biological process (GO): protein stabilization; protein folding
Cellular component (GO): cytoplasm
Molecular function (GO): heat shock protein binding; protein-folding chaperone binding; protein kinase binding
Source: RefSeq, a predicted model, not a curated record
CACAUGUUUGUGUACUUAGUCAUUGCACAGAUUUGUUAUUGGUCUUGCAAGGCCACACAGGUUUUUCUAUGUUAUAUUUCGCUGUUCUUCAUUGACGCUGAUGAAAAAAAAAACCGUUGGCUUCACUGAAUGCAUACGCGCUUCCUUUUUUUGACAGUUUACUGCGUCAUCAGAACACGACGUCUCCUCAAGUUUUUUAAAAUAUUUUUUUUUAUUUAUUCACAAUAACAAUUUACAAUAUAUACAGGAUUUGCCACAGGGGUACAGAAAGAAAAGCACACACACAAAAUCAGACAAACGUCAAUUCCAAAACAGAGAUCCAAAAUAAACACAGGGUAAGAAACGGAGACAAAACAAACAAAAAAUAAUAAUAAUAAAAAACAUGAUGUAUGAUUCAUAAAUCAAUAAAGUAUUUGUCCAAAACAAAGUCAGUUUUCAGAGCCUUCUUGCUCUCAAGUCCUUUAAUAGAAGUGCAGUAUUGCUCCAGUUCCUGUAGAAAGUGAACAAAACUGGGUUUAUCGUCAGCCCAUUUCUUUUUAUGUAUGUGAAACUUCCCUAAAAACAGAAGUAACUGUACAAAAAAAAACUCAAGUCCUUUUUCCCUCUGAUAUUCUUCAAAACAAAUAAUAAUGCGCUUUCAUACGCGCUCCCCCGGCCAGCGUCUGACGCCCGUGUGACGCAAUGACGUUGUUACGCCGAACGGAAAUUUGCAACAGCAAUUCUUUCUAGAAAUCUGUAGCAGUUUCUCGCUAGCCCGCACUGGGUAGGUCCACAUAAGUUCAUAUUGGCUACACACAACCAGCCGAUGCGUUUAAUAUUAAUACACAUUUAUUAAAAGCACUGAGUCGUUGCGCUUUCUGUUUUUUUGAUUAGCGAUUCGGGUAAGCUUCGUUUAGCCAACUAACUUAGCCGAGUCAUAUCCAAAGCUAACGCUAUUAGCGUUAGGUUGUUACUGGCAUCAUGUCGAGGAUAGACUACAGCGUGUGGGACCACAUCGAGGUGUCCGAUGAUGAAGAUGACACCCACCCUAACAUCGACACUCCCAGCCUCUUCAGAUGGAGGCACCAGGCUCGUGUGGAGCGAAUGGAGGAUUUUAACAAAAGAGGUGAAGACCUCAACAAGUCACUCACUGAAUGCCGGCGUAAACUGGCAGAGGCACAGAAGAAGGUACAAGAGCUGUCCAGUUCAGCAACGGAUGAUAGCAAAGCAGAGCUGAGCAAAGUCCAGGCUGAGGAGAAGAAACUGAAAAAAGAGGAGCGGGACUGGGAGAAGAAGGUGGCAGAACAUAACAGGGAAGAGAAGAAGAUGCCAUGGAACGUGGACACGCUCAGCAAGGAGGGUUUCAGCAAGAGCAUUGUCAAUGUCAAACCUGAAGCUUCUGAUGAGACCGAAGAAGAGAAGGAACAAAAGCAUAGAAGCUUUGUGGAUAAAAAUGAGAAGCAGAUCAAACAUUUUGGCAUGUUACGCCGUUGGGAUGACAGCCAGAAGUACCUCUCUGACAACCCUCAUCUAGUAUGUGAAGAGACCGCCAACUACCUGGUUAUUAUGUGCAUCGACCUUGAAGUUGAGGAGAAACACGCACUGAUGGAGCAAGUGGCUCACCAGACCAUCGUCAUGCAGUUCAUUCUAGAGUUGGCAAAAAGCCUCAAGGUGGACCCUCGUGGCUGCUUUAGGCAAUUUUUUGCCAAGAUUAAGACCGCAGAUCAGCAGUACCAAGACGCAUUCAAUGACGAGCUGGAGUCAUUUAAGGAGAGGGUUCGAGGCAGGGCGAAGAUCCGCAUAGAAAAGGCCAUGAAGGAAUAUGAGGAAGAGGAGCGACAAAAGCGCUUGGGACCUGGAGGACUUGAUCCUGUUGACGUGUACGAGUCCCUGCCAGCUGAGAUGCAGAAAUGCUUUGAUGAAAAGGACAUCCAAUUGUUACAAGAUGUUAUUAGCAAAAUGGAUCCAACGGAGGCAAAGGUUCACAUGAAGAGAUGCAUAGAGUCUGGGCUCUGGGUCCCCAACUCCAAGACAGACGAUGGGGAUGAAAAAGCUGAAGAUCCUACCUACGAGGAGGUGAAGCAGGAGCAGGAAGAAACUAAGAAAGAAUGACCAACAUUGAUCCUAUGAAUCGUUUCUGCAAAUGUACUUACCCACUGUAUUGCGAUUCCAAUAUGUGUAUGACUAGUUUGCCAAUCGUGGAACAAUGAAAUACCUUCUCUUAAAUAUUUAGCUGAGACUUGAGGGAUUAGCGUUCACCUAUCUGCACAACUACGUUGCAUCAGUAACUCCCGCUUGGAAAAGAAACUGCUGCUCGUGUUUAGUUCUUUUGUUUGUGUGGACAUCAGCUGUAUUCUUACAUUUCUUUGUAUACAUGUUAAUUUGUGUGGGAAUGUAUGUGCACACAGGCCUGCUUCUUUUGUGCUGUUGUGUAAUUGGAAAAACAUUCUGUACAUUUUCAGGUUGCGCAUACAAAGAAUUGGAUGGAUGGAUUUUUUUUUUGUCAUCAAAUCAUUUAAGAUUGUGUUAAGACUUUUAGGGCUUGAGCAACCAAUGUAUUCUGAUGGUUAUUUCCCCCCAGAGUGACAUUUUCUACAAACUUGCUUAACUAAAGGUUGAAUUAUAUCCAACUAUUCAAGACCAA